CGGGUUUUAAACUCGACUAACGUCUGACAGGAAGUCGUCAUCUCGGCUGUACGUCACUUGGCUCCGAUGCGGAAGUGGUCGUCAUCGUAAGAAACCUGUGAGUUGGAGGCUCUGUGAGAUGUGAGAGAGCGGUCGUAGCUUUUGAGAAAGAAAUAACGUGUACCUCAGUAGUUUGAAUGAAAGAAGCCGUUUCCUCUGAGGGUGAAGAUUUUCUGGACGACUGGCGCCUCGAUCGGUUAAAGACUGGAAAUGUCGUGGAUACGAGAAGGAGAGUUAAACCUGCUUGAAAAGAUUUCUGCCAAUGUCCUAAAGGCAGGACCCAUGCCCAAACAUGUGGCCUUCAUCAUGGACGGUAAUCGGCGCUUUGCACGUAAGAAAAAUAUGGAGCGUCAGGAGGGACAUAUGCAGGGCUUCAACAAGCUGGCAGAGACACUACGUUGGUGCAAGCACCUUAACAUCCCAGAGGUGACGGUGUACGCCUUCAGCAUCGAGAACUUCAAGCGCAGCAAGGACGAGGUGGAUGGGCUGAUGGAGCUGGCCAAGCAGAAAUUUGAGAAGAUACUGGAGGAGCGGGAAAAUCUGGAAAAACAUGGUGUUUGCAUCCGGGUGCUGGGCGACUUGAAUAUGCUGCCUCUAGACCUUCAGCAGCUCAUUGCCAAAGCUGUGAUGUCAACCAAAACUCACAAUAAAUGCUUUCUCAAUGUGUGCUUUGCCUACACAUCAAGAUAUGAAAUCACCAAUGCAGUUAGGGAAAUGGCUUGGGGAGUGGAGCAGGGUCUGAUCAAAGCAAGCGAUGUCUCCGAGGCGUUGCUAAGCGAGUGCCUGUACAGCAGUAACUCUCCCAAUCCUGAUUUGCUCAUCCGCACCUCAGGAGAGGUGCGCCUCAGCGACUUCCUCCUCUGGCAGACGUCCCACUCCUGUCUGGUGUUUCAGUCAGUUCUGUGGCCUGAGUACUCAUUCUGGAACCUGUGUGACGCCAUCAUCCAGUAUCAGUUAAAUCACAAAUCCAUCCAGAAAGCCAGAGACCUCUAUAGAGACGAGCAGGCCCUACAGCAGUUGGAGGCAGAUCGUGCUUGUGUAGCAGAGCUCUUGCCGCAUCAGGGGAAUGGAAAGCCAGUCGAUGCCCAGAGAAGGCAAGAGGCCCUGCAACGCUACACUUUAUCCCGAGAAGCACGAGUUGAGGACUUCCUACAAGCACUGAAGCACAAGAGAGACUCCUUCUUCAUUGACUUAUGCAGUGAAGCCGUCUUUACCUAGGAGAGCUCUGAGGAACUAAUCUUUUGCCGAAAUAUUAAUGAAACCUCUCCUGUCCUCUUCCCAAAAGGGCUUCUGUGGAAAAAGGAAGAGUUCACGGUGACCAAGAGUGGUUUCAUUUUAUUGCUGAUUUGUAUAAAACGUGAUGGCAAUUUUACCCCUAUGGGGCUGUAGAAUAACCCUGAUAUUUAUGAUUGUAGAUCUACAAAGUCUAAUACGUGGAAAUGUCUGGUCAAGAUGCAGUUAAAAUGUUGUGUAAACUGUCAGAUGCAUGCCAAUGUUCGAAAGGUUGAAAACUGUUUGUGAAAGCCACACCCCCGUGUUUCUGAGAAUUCUAAAUGGUUUGAUAUUUUUGUGUUUGUUAAGUGGGAUUUUGGAGAUAUAACUAUAUUUUGACCAGCUUUCUCAAGCAAAAUAAACUGAGAACUGUAUAUCAAUAUAGUUUAAAUGAGUUGCACUUCUGUAAUUAUUUCAUUUAUUUUACUGAACUUUGUGGCUCUCUGAUUCUCUGUGCGGCCUUCACAGUUUCACACUUUUCAUGCACACACAUAAGCCAAAUAUGUAAUUCCUGUCAGUAUAAGGUGUAUUGUAUAUAUUAACACUUCAAAUUUUUUGUUUUUUUAGAUUGAUCAAUUUAUGACUGGGAAACAACUUUCAUUAAAUUGGAAUAUACAUGAUAUAUUUUGAGCAUUAAAAAGAGCAUAAUCAGAGCUCCAUAUUUAAUGUAAGCAAAAGCAUUAAGCUGUCGAUGUUAAACAGUCCCAUAUUUGUGAAUCCCAAGAUUUUAAGUAAAGGCAAGUG
Molecule: messenger RNA, 2055 nt
Organism: Menidia menidia (Atlantic silverside)
Lineage: Eukaryota; Metazoa; Chordata; Actinopteri; Atheriniformes; Atherinopsidae
Source: the annotation of a GenBank genome assembly